This is a messenger RNA of Bipolaris sorokiniana ND90Pr, 1299 nucleotides long. RefSeq lists its product as uncharacterized. Gene Ontology annotation, biological process: transmembrane transport. Bases 1 to 1299 code for a protein of 432 amino acids. Gene Ontology annotation, molecular function: transmembrane transporter activity. The transcript is spliced from 3 exons. The record is from RefSeq and is a predicted model, not a curated record. NCBI's taxonomy places the organism in Eukaryota, Fungi, Ascomycota, Dothideomycetes, Pleosporales, Pleosporaceae.
AUGUCUUCAUCACACCUUUCCAGACUGUUUUCACCACACAUUUCCAAACUACCUGGCUCCUCCCCCCAGACUCGCCUCACCCCCACCAAAUUCCUCACUAAAGAAAAUUCACGCAAUUACCUAGCCUACGCAUGGACCGCACGUCGAAAAUGGACCCUCCUUACCGUCAUCUCAUCAUGCCAAACCAGCAUAACCUUCAACGCAGCCAGCUAUUCCAACGCCAUCCCCUCGCUGAACACGUAUUUUGGCACCGACAAUGCCCAACAGGGAAUAACAGCCUUCCUGAUCUCGCACGCGGUCGGGUGCAGGCUUUGGCGCCCGUUUUCAGAGGACAUGGGUCGUAAGUCAGUCACGCAGGCUUCUCUUGGUCUGACCAAUAUGUCCGUCCUGAUUGGCGCAUUGUCAAAAAGCUUUAGUGGAGUCAUUGGAGGGAGGAUUAUGAGUGGAUUGUUGUCGGCUGGGUGCGACGUAACAAUGAGCAUCAUCGAGGAUAUAUUUGACGAGGACGAGCAGUUCUGCGCCGUCUUGUGGGCAUCUCUCUUCACCUGUCUUGGUGCUGUCCUUGCUGGCUUUGCGAGAGGCCGAUGGAACUUCUGGAUCCAGCUUAUUCUUGGUGUGACUAUACAGUUGCUUCACUGGCUGUUGGCGGAAGAAAUGCGGGCGUCGGUUCUGCUGGAUCGUGAGGCGAAAAGGCAAAGAGAGGAGGGCAAUACAAAUGUUUGUGGACCCAAUUACGACAAAGCCUUGAUGGAGAUGUUUCAAUGCGACAAAUGGGUCAUGGCAAUGCUCCGGCUGUACGAGAUGCUCAUUUUCGAGCCUAUCAUCCUACUCUUUACUCUGCUGAGCGGCUACAUCGAUACUCUCAUCUUCUCCUUCGAGAGGCACAGCUAUCUCUUCCAGCAGUGGUUGUUCACAACUACGAGCGUUUCCUUCAUUCUUGUCGCAUUAGCGGCCUCGUGUGUGGUGGGUUACUUUACCUUCUUCCCUUUUAUCAGUCACCACAACACGCGACGCACCAAAAGCGAAAUCGUUCUCAGGGCUCGCCUCAAUCCAGGGCCGCCGCUCCACUGGUUUGAUGUAGUUGUCGUGUCUGUUCUGGUUGGAAUCGCAAACAUCUGGUUGUUUUUGGCUUUGCUAUUUCAUUCUGUGUGCCGGUACACGUCCCGUACUUUAGGGGUCCGAAAGUCUGCGUCAAACCCAGAUUUCCAAGAUAUUCAAAAGCCAGAAGGGGCAGUGUCAAUGAAAGGAGGAUUUUGGGAUGAAAGAGUACUGUACAUAGUCGGACUGUUGGGAUACUAG